Messenger RNA from Cryptomeria japonica (Japanese cedar), 2071 nucleotides. Its product is annotated as agamous-like MADS-box protein AGL65. Gene Ontology annotation, molecular function: RNA polymerase II cis-regulatory region sequence-specific DNA binding; DNA-binding transcription factor activity, RNA polymerase II-specific; protein dimerization activity. Bases 633 to 1757 code for a protein of 374 amino acids. NCBI's taxonomy places the organism in Eukaryota, Viridiplantae, Streptophyta, Pinopsida, Cupressales, Cupressaceae. The transcript is spliced from 11 exons. The record is from RefSeq and is a predicted model, not a curated record. Gene Ontology annotation, biological process: positive regulation of transcription by RNA polymerase II.
UGGGAGCGAGUCGACGCAGUUACUUAAUGUGAACAAACAAACCAAUAUAUUCUUCCCAAAGACUUUGGUAUGCUGUAAAAUGUCAGUUUUUAUGGGCACGGGUAAGAGGAUGAGAAGAUCUAGAACACUAUCUGCAAACAAGUUACAGGCAACAGAAGGGAGGCCAAAUUGGGGAAAUGGCCAAAUUCACCCAAUCUUUGUUCUCCAAAAAACUGGAGGCAUAUGUAAUAUUCCCGACACUUUAUUCCACUGCUCUUGCUACGCUUGUUCCGCUUUUAUAGCCGACGUAUUCUUAAUACCUCCUCAGCGCUUUCCAUGCGUACACAUCACCCAUAAUGCCCAACUAUUUCCACCUGUGUUAAUUGUUUUCCUCCCCUGCUUUCAUUAAUGAUGAGGAGGGAGGUCUCAGUACGACUACGACAGAGGCGUUGAUUCCUCUGCUCCAUUGCAUUGAAUUCCUCCUCUCCCAUAUUGUUGCUUCCGACAUCUUCUUCUGAAAAUCCUCUCAAAACGUUUCAAUCCUUUUUGUCCGCUGCAACCUGCGAUUGGCUAUGUCGCAAAGCAUGCCUUUGGAAGGCAGCUCUUUAAGUGAGUGUUGAGAAAUGAAUCGGUAAUAGACGGAUAUCUUUACAAUGGGAAGGGUGAAGCUGACCAUCAAGAGGCUGGAGAACUCCAAUAGCAGACAGGUGACCUUUUCUAAGCGGAGGAAUGGCAUUAUAAAGAAGGCGAAAGAGCUCUCUAUCCUGUGCGACGUCGACAUAGCGCUCAUCAUGUUCUCCCCCACAGGAAAGAUCACAAAUUUUCCCGAAAAAAGGAGCAACAUGGAAGAAGUUAUAGCAAGAUUUGCCCAACUAACACCACAAGAAAGAGCAAAAAGGAAGCUAGAAAGUCUUGAAGCACUCAAGAAAACAUUUAAAAAGCUAGGCCAUGAUGUUAAUAUAGAAGAUUUCUUGGGAGCUAGCAACCGAACAAAUCAGGAGUUGAAUGAUGAGUUGCGGCAAAUUCAGCUACAACUAUCUAAUGUGCAAAAAGAAUUGUGGUAUUUUGGUAAUGAACCAGAUCACAUUACCACCUUAGAGCAAGCGAAAGCUGUAGAGGGAACCUUACACGAAGCUAUUAUUCAAAUGCGUAAUCUCAAGGAAAAUCUAAUGAAUACCCAACUUAUGCCCGUUGCCGAACCUAGUCAACAGUUUUAUCAGAGUAGACUGUGCUUGCCCUUGCCGAUGGAGGGAGACCAUCAGCAUCAAUCUAUUUCAUGGAUGUCUACUGAGAAUCAACAAAUUUUCCUACCUGAACUUUCUAACUUGAUAUUAUCUCAAAGAGAUAUGGAUCACGUAGAAAACCACUUGACAAUUCCUCCAAGAUACGUUCUUAAUGGUAGGCAUUCUGAUAUAAAUGAAACUUCAAGCCAACAGGAAACAUGUUUUAGUGAAUUAAACCAAGGCACAGGACUAAGUUUGCAAUUCAGCAACCAUUGCAUUCAGCUGCAACACCCAUGUGAUUAUUUUUCUCGAAACAAAAAUUUCAAGAUGGAGAUGGAUAGGAAUUCGCAAGGCUCUUUCAUAGACUUCCAAAACUGUGGCCAUGAAACUCUUGGAAUUGCAUAUGAUGGGUUGCUUCAACAAAUGCCUGCAAGUUUUAGCCAUGCUGCCAUGUCUCUCUGUGGACCGCAACCCCCGACUAUGUUAGAUGGGUUUUUAACAUCAGCGAACCAACAAAUGGUCUAUUCGGGAGAUCCAAACUCACUAGAUGCUUAGAGACUGAAAUAUAUAUAUAGGUUAGUUCAAGACUCUAUGUUGAUAGUAUUAAAUCUAAAGCUUAUGGCGCUGAGUCCAUGAACAAAUGCGCUUCUUCUUUUUUUUUUUUUUCAAUUGUUUACAGGUGGGGAUAUUCUCUUGUAUAUAUUUAAUUGAACAUUAUUUGAUUAGCUUUCGAACAAGAUAUCAAUUUUUUAGGGUCAUAGUAGGAGCUUUUAAUUUGUAAGGAAUUCUUACAUUGUGGAGAAUUAUCUAUCUAGAUAGAUAGUUCAAAGUAUAUUUGGUUUUCAAGGGGUUGUCAAAGUAUAGUUUAU